UACAACAUACUACAUUAUUGCAUGCAGUGCGAAUGGUUGUCGUCCUGACCCUUUCGAAAUUUGCAGACCCGGCGUAAUUGAGAUUAACAAAUACCUUAAAUUGCAUUUCUACCUUCGUUCUGGUAAGACCGGCAAGACCAAUUGGACUAAAGAUUUAAAUGUGUUGUUCAUGACAUGAUUCUCUUUUAAAAAAUACUUUAUUAGCUAUUAGCAGGCAAUUAAUAGCAGGGUUCGGCUACAUUCUCGAGACUACUUGACAUUUUUCAAAAAAAGAAACAGUUCGGACAUGUCGGAAGGAUAUCCUAUAGGUCUGGAACUCCUUGAUAUGUAACUUGGUAUGUCUGUCAUCGGCUGCAAAUUGGAGUAGGUAGGUCGGGAUAAUUAGGCGCUUAUUUAGAUAAGUUGUGACGAGGUCUAUAUAAGGCAACUGAUCCACUGGAGUGUCGAGAACGGCAUGCUGGCAAACUCAUAAAUGCAAGCAUAAAAUGUGGCGUUGACGAAGUGCCUUCACGUUGCAACUCCACGACUUCAGUAUCCUAAUAAAAAUGGAUGGACAAAUGGAGCCCACAGCCGAAGUCGGCCGUCGGGAGGAGGACGAUGAGGAAGAGCAGUCCCCCUGGAAAACUAAUGGCCCAUCAGUGAAUGAAGAUUACCGCAGCCUCAGCUUAAGUACGACGCUCCCAAGCUUGGAGGAAACAGUGCAUGGCAUGACACGUCCCCUCAUGUUUUCUUGCGUUGCCUGCUGCUUGGGUACAUCUUUCCAGAGUGGGUACAACCUUGGCGUCUUGAACGCACCACAGAAGAUCAUUGAAGACUUUUUGGGAGAUGUACACUUUUCCCGGACCGGACAACCUCUUGCUGCCGACUUGCUAACCUGGUUGUUUGCCAUCAUUGUGUCCAUCUUCUGCAUAGGAGCAAUUUUUGGUGGAUUGGCGGCCGGACCUUUGGCUAAUCAUUUCGGACGGAAGGGUGCCAUGUUGUUGAACAACCUGUUCACGAUCGUUGCCGGGUUAAUGUUCUGCCUCAGUAAGACGGCCAUGUCGUAUGAGAUGUUGGUCGUAGGGAGAUUUGUAGCAGGCUUCUCAGCAGGAAUCAGCACGGCCAUUGGGCCGCUUUACGUGUCCGAGGUCGCCCCAAUGUCGAUACGCGGUGCAGUAGGAUGUCUGAGCCAGUUCACAAUAAUUCUUGGCAUUCUUACGUCCAUGAUACUGGGCCUACCGUCCAUCCUGGGGACAGCAGAUUUAUGGCCAGCUCUUCUUGGUUUCAGCAUGGCACCCGCCUUCCUGCAACUCAUUCUGAUGCCAUUCUGUCCCGAAACUCCACGAUUCCUGCUCAUAACCAAAGAGGACUCUGAAGGGGCGAAGAGAGCACUGACAACUCUUCGAUCAACUAAAAACGUCAGCAGAGACAUUGAAGAAAUGAUUGCGGAGACGGCGCUCUAUAACCGCAUGACAAAGGUUUCAAUCGGGGGUCUUUUCAAAUACAAAGAUUUACGGCAGCAAACCAUCGUCAGUGUAAUGCUGCAGUUAUCGCAACAGUUCUCGGGAAUAGGAGCGAUUGCCUUUUACUCGACCUCUUUCUUCCAAUCAGCGCAUCUGUCUCCAGAGCAGGCCUCUUACGGCACCAUAUCCGUCUUCAUCGUUAACGCGAUCAUGACAUUUGUCGCCAUGAUGGUGAUGGACCGGAUGGGACGGAGGACUCUGCAGCUGUAUGGACUGGCUGGCAUGUGGGCGGCCAGUAUGCUUAUCACCAUUUCCUUCCUAUUCAAGGAACAGUGGCCGGAGUUUUCCUAUCUACUGAUAGUGUUUACAAUAAUCUAUGUGAUGGUAUAUGCGAUUGGACCAGGGCCCAUCCCGUGGUUCAUGGUUGCAGAAUUCUUCCCGCAGGGAUCCAGGGGUGCGGCAGUGAGUCUGGCCGUCAUCUGUAAUUGGUUGUCUGCUUUUAUAAUAGGCAUGAUCUUCCCGUGGAUGCAAGGCGGCCUUGGCGACUACGUCUUCCUCCCCUUCGCUGCUCUUCUUGCAGCCUUCUGGUUGUUCACGUACCUUAAGGUCCCGGAGACCAGAAGACGCACGAUUGUUGAGAUUACCAGUAUGUUCCAAGGCGGAGAUAUUCGAGGAUCUGGAUUGGUGGUCAAUAGAGAGGGAUAUCAGGAGUGUGUAAAUUAUGACAGUACAUCUUAUAGAGCACUUGUUGAUUAAAGGGGCGGCAGGCAGAAUAUCGCCGGGCGAUCUCGAGGUCAAAACCUACACAUUGUAUGUCUUUCAACCCAGUCUAUAUCUAUAAUUGCUACUUAACUAUGUAUAGUUUUCACUUGAAAUGGUCGAUUUUACUGAACAAAUUUUGCACAU
Messenger RNA from Lineus longissimus, 2348 nucleotides. Its product is annotated as solute carrier family 2, facilitated glucose transporter member 1-like. The transcript is spliced from 12 exons. The coding region runs from base 546 to 2198 and encodes 550 amino acids. Gene Ontology annotation, molecular function: hexose transmembrane transporter activity. The record is from RefSeq and is a predicted model, not a curated record. Gene Ontology annotation, cellular component: membrane. Gene Ontology annotation, biological process: monosaccharide transmembrane transport. NCBI's taxonomy places the organism in Eukaryota, Metazoa, Nemertea, Pilidiophora, Heteronemertea, Lineidae.